Molecule: messenger RNA, 1830 nt
Organism: Drosophila persimilis
Lineage: Eukaryota; Metazoa; Arthropoda; Insecta; Diptera; Drosophilidae
Product: astacin
Exons: 2
Coding region: 610-1698 (362 amino acids)
Biological process (GO): proteolysis
Molecular function (GO): metalloendopeptidase activity; zinc ion binding
Source: RefSeq, a predicted model, not a curated record
ACUUCAAUGCCAUUCGACUUGUACUCGAGCGCGUGUUAGAACUUCCUUGAACAUGAAUUAUUUAAGAGCUCCCUAUUAUAAUGUUCCACUCUAAAUCACAGGCAAAAUAUUCCAGAAUAGUAUCAUCCAUAAAGCUAAGAGGUCGCCGGGCUGUAAGAUAAUGCUCUUAUCGGUUAUCGUUUGGGGGCGGCGCAAAAUCACGAAUUAAAUGUCGUUAAACUUAACUUUUGGAUAUGCAAACAAACUACUGAUACACUUUAUGGCAAUAGCUGGAGGAGAACAGCACCGAACAGAACAGAACGGAGGAACCACAGGCCCAAAUAUUUGCAGAGCCAUAUAGCCAUAAAGCGUGUGACAAAACCAGAGACGAUGACGAUUGCGACUGGGAGUACCGGUACGACGACUACGAGACCCGCGAAGGUCUGUGGGGAAAACAUGUUUAUGCAUAUGAAAGCCGCCGGCCGCCGCGUCCGAUAAAGAGUUGGGGGCCCGCGAGAUUAUGCUGGCCAUCGGGGGAUAUAUAAGCCCGAUCCCGACCAGAACUCAACCACAGUCCAACGAGGCAUUCCAAUCAGCAAACACAAGCAACCAAUACAACCAAUCGAAACCAUGAAUAGAGUGAUUCUCCUAGUGGCUUUGGGUUUGGCCAUCUGCCAUGCAGUGCCGUUGGCAGUGUCCUACGACGAUGACGACGACACGGAGGUGGUGGAGCUGCCGGGAAAUGGAAUUGAGGAGGCGCCACCCGUCCUGGGCAAGGACAUCAUCGAUCUGGCGCCCCUGGGCGCAUCGCUGUUCGGAAAACCAGACCAGGAGCUGACGGCCGUCCUCGUGGGCAACUUCAGUGCGGACUCCGAUCAGGUGAAUCCUGAGGAGCUAGGCAGCUACCUGGAGGGCGACAUGCUCGUGCCCCAGACAGACCUGAUCAUGAAAAAUGGCUUGCCAACCCAGUCCUCCCGCUGGCCCCAGGGCGUGGUUCCCUACGAGAUCCGCGGCGCAUUCAAUGCCCGCGACAGGGCCACCAUCGAGAAUGCCAUCGCUGAGUACCAUCGCCGCACCUGCAUCCGCUUCGUGCAGCGCAGCUCCCAGCGCGACUACAUCUCCAUCGUGAGCGGCAACUCCGGCUGCUGGUCCUCCGUCGGACGCGUUGGCGGCAAGCAGGAGGUGAAUCUCCAGAGUCCCGGAUGCCUCAGCCGCCCCGGAACGGCCAUGCACGAGCUGAUGCACGCCUUGGGAUUCCUGCACGAGCAGAACCGCAUGGAACGCGACGGCUACGUGGCCAUCCAGUACGGUAACGUGCAGUCCUCGGCGAUGAACAACUUCGAGAAGGCCGCCCGCACCGAGGCUUUUGGAGUGCCCUACGACUAUGGCAGUGUGAUGCACUACUCGAAGAACGCCUUCUCCAUCAACGGACAGCCCACCAUUGUACCGAUGCAAUCCAAUGGGGCUGACCAAAUGGGCCAGCGUAAUGGCUUCUCCGACCUGGACAUUCAGAAGCUCAAUCGCAUGUACGACUGUGGAUCGGUGGGUGCUAGUCCCUCCUUCCCAGCCUCGCCUAUCACGGCUCCUGGUGCUGUUCCCGCACCUGCUCCCGCUGCUGGCAGCGGAAAUCCCAUUGUGGACAGCUUCCUCGGCGGCCUCAUCAGCGGCUUGGGUCUGGGAGAGGAGGAGGACCAGAAGCAGGAGUCCACCCAGAAGUAGGAAUGAUCCAAUCUCCAAUGAACCAAAAGAAUCUACUAGAUAUAACGAAUCACCAACGCUCGAAACUAUUUAAAGCAUCCCCCACAUACCAAAAAGCAUCUAUGAAUCUAUCAAUCUUUACCUGAUAUUUAC